Messenger RNA from Olea europaea var. sylvestris, 1348 nucleotides. Its product is annotated as probable pectinesterase 29. NCBI's taxonomy places the organism in Eukaryota, Viridiplantae, Streptophyta, Magnoliopsida, Lamiales, Oleaceae. Gene Ontology annotation, biological process: cell wall modification. The transcript has 5 exons. Gene Ontology annotation, molecular function: pectinesterase activity. Bases 261 to 1283 code for a protein of 340 amino acids. The record is from RefSeq and is a predicted model, not a curated record.
UGAUUGCUCGCUCUAUGUACAGCACAAAUAGUGUUGCAUAAUAAACCUCCUAUCAAAUCCUUGUUUUCCACAAAUAUAAAUCCUUGAGGUUUAUAUGUUUAUUCAUACUGCGGUUUCUCAAAAUUUUGUUCAUUACUUCAGAAGUCACACUUCCAUUCAUUACUCUUUUGACUUUACCAGUAUCCAUCAAUAUUAAAGUUUGUGCAAGGUUGCAAAAUCUUACGAAUUUCCCACAAAAACUUCGAUCUUCUUGAUUAAAAAUGUCGUCUUUCCAACGAUUUUUACGGGCAUUUCUUGUUCUGUUCAUAGUUUUGAGUGGCACUGAUGCCAAAUUAAAUAGAUACCCUCGAGGAGAAUCAGUGGUUUAUCGAACAAUCUAUGUCGAUCAGUCAGGUAAAGGUAAUUUCCGAACAAUCCAAUCUGCCAUUGAUUCUGUACCUUCAAACAACAAUAAGUGGGUUUGUAUAUACGUCAAAGCUGGCACAUACAGAGAAUCUGUGAAAAUUCCUUAUGACAAGCCAUUCAUCUUCCUCAAAGGAGAAGGAAAAUGGAAAACUUUUGUAGUAUGGGAUAAUCAUGAUUCAAUUGCAACAAGUGCUACUUUCACUUCUGAUGCAGAUAACAUAAUCGUCAAAAGCAUAACCUUCACGAAUUCUUACAACAGUCCCCCGGGGAGCUCCGGUAACCCGAUGAGGACAGCGGUGGCAGCAAAGAUAUCCGGGGAUAAAUCGUCCUUUUAUCGAUGUGGAUUUUUGGGAUUGCAAGAUACAUUGUGGGAUGUUCAAGGUAGACACUACUUCAAACUUUGUAGUAUCCAGGGAGCCGUAGAUUUCAUCUUUGGUUCUGGCCAAUCCAUUUAUGAGAGAUGCACAAUAUCAGUUAUCGCAGGCGUGUUAGAUGGGCUCGCGGGAUUCAUAACCGCGCAAUCAAGAUCGAGCCCUUAUGAGACAAAUGGCUUCGUGUUUAAGGACUGUAAAAUAAUUGGGCAUGGAAAGACGUUCUUGGGAAGAGCAUGGAGAGAUUAUGCUCGUGUUGUAUUUUAUAACACCACAAUGUCUGAUGUUGUUGUUCCCGAAGGAUGGAGUCCUUGGGUAGUUGCAUCUGGACACGAGUACCAAAUAACGUUCGCAGAGUACAAAUGUCGAGGACCUGGAGCAAAUACCGCAGGGCGCGUAAAAUGGGCGAACAAGUUGAAUGUGGACGAGUUGAUUCGGUUAACGAGCACGUCUUUUAUCGAUGAAGAAGGUUGGAUGAGUAGACAAGUUUUCAACAUGAUGGACUAAUUUAGCAACCAUUUAAUUACUCUCGCAUAGUUUUUCUUUACAGGACAUGAACUCUAAGAUGAAAU